UUUCUCGACCAACUUCUGGAUAAGUUUGAUCUCCUGGGUAAUCUUAGGACGACAUACCGGUAUAUAUUUGGAGUCGAUCCCGGCAGCCCUUGAGCAUGAGUCUACGGAGUUUUAAAGAUCCUCAUAUUUAUGCCAAGUGCAUGCAAGCGCUGGUGACGAGCCCUGUCACAAUGCAGUUUUUUAACGCCAUGUGUAUUAUUAUUUUAUGAUAGGGGGGAAUGGUAGUUAACCGUACUUGUCCCGAGAUUUUGAAUCCUGCGAGCACGAUUACCUUGUUCAUUCCAUUACUCCGUCUCCGUCCUUUAGUUCGAACUCUAUACAACAUAUCUUCAGUCCCUCGUUCAUUCCCGAACUUUAACUCUACACGAGCAAUGAUGUCGACCUGUGGGCCAAAUCUCAGUCAAGCCAUGGCUUUCAAGCCAACUCCAAAUGAUUGAUACGUCCCCGAAAUCGCUAAUGGCUUCCAGGUUAAAUUCAAAUAACACAUGUCUUACUGGAGCUCUUCCUGCAGCUUUAACUAACAUCAAUUCUUGCAAUCUUGGUUUCUUGUGUAAGUUUCGACUCAGUGUAUUUUGAAUAUCCACUAUUCUAACUUUAUAGGUCCAAAUAAUACGGAUCAAGUUCCACCUCAAUAUUGUCCCCCUACGCCAGAAUGUGAGAUUAUCCGUCUGGAGACACUAUGGAAUACGUGUCAGCAAAGUCAAGGCUCCUACGUUCCAAUGAUAUGUGAGUCAGGAUAUUAUUGUCCUCACGGAAGUCGGAAGCAGAUUCUAUGCCCUUCGGGUCACUAUUGUCCCUUGGGAUCUUUCAAGCCUAUUCAGUGCGAUGCGAUAGCUUCAUGUCGGCCAGGAAGUUCCCGGCAAUUUCCAUUUCUUGGAAUCUUUCUGGUGAUUAUUAUUGAUAUUGUUCUGAUUGUUAUUGUUUCACUUGGCUCUUCUGUCCGGAAACACAAUCGUAGUCCCGUAGGACAGCAUUGGACACUUGCAAGCUCUGAAAAACUGGGAAUGAUGAUGGGGAAUACUGUAUAUGAGCAGCUCGAGGAAGUAGAAGCAAGAAAUACCAACGUCGAUUUCGAGCCCUAACAUCCAAGUAUCCAAAAUUUUGUUGGAUCUCUCAAACGAUGUCUUGGGACAAGUGCCUUACGUUUUGAAAUUGGCUUUGAUUAUUUAGGACUACGUUUGAAAAGUGGAAAGACAAUACUGCACGGUGUAUCUGGUAAAGUUGAACCAGGCUCGAUGUUGGCGGUAAUGGGUCCUUCAGGCGCUGGGAAGUGUUAGUUUGUUUCUUUUAGAGUUUCUAUCUCUAAAUACUGAUCUCUUCAGCAACUUUUGUUCAACUAUUGAUGGGGAAACUCAAAAACACCUCAGGAACAACUUAUGUGAAUGGAGAUGCUAGGGGUAUGUCCGGGUAUGUGUAUUACAUGUAAUACAUAGGAAACCAGGCUAAUUGCAUUAGGCUCAAGAAAAUCAUCAGUUACGUUCCACAAGAUGAUGUUGUCCUAUCAGAACUUAUGGUGAGAGAGAACAUUCUUCAUUCUGUAAGAAUACGCCUACCUUGGUCAUGGGUUGAGAAGGAGAUUGAAAGAUAUGUUGAUGAUUUAUUGUCUUGUCUCGGUCUCAGUCACAUUCAAAACAGCCUUGUGGGUGAUACAGUUAAGCCGGUAAUAUCAGGGGGUCAACGGAAGCGUGUAAGUAUUGGAAUUGAGCUUGCAGCGGCUCCGUUAGCCCUAGUACUUGACGAACCUACAUCUGGAUUAGACGCUACUUCCGCCUUGUCUAUUAUUGGCUUACUUAAAGCUCUAUGUAGACUUGGUAUUACUGUUAUAUGUAUUCUACAUCAACCUCGUGUAGAAAUCUUCCAGUCUUUGGAUAGACUUCUACUACUUGCUAACGGGCAGGAAAUAUACUUCGCUACUAACCUUGAGACAAGACGUGGCUCUCGGAAGCUUAUUUUCAUUGCCAUACGGCGCCCGUGAAAUAUCUUUAUGAUAUUGAUUCAGCUGCUGCGUGGACUGGAUAUACCCUUAACCAACUCGGACUCGAUAUCAGGUUGGGGUUCAGCUUCUUCUUUCCGUCACUUCUGAACUAUAGCUAAUACUUCACAGUAUGCUAUUGAUCAUCGGGACGUUUUAUCGUCUGCUGGCAUUCAUGGGUUUAGUAUAUACUAAUCGAGAUAAGCAAGUAUGAACAUUGCAAAGGUAGAUAGUUGGGGAAUUGGAAUUUUAUUAUAAAGCUAGUCCG
Molecule: messenger RNA, 2240 nt
Organism: Sclerotinia trifoliorum
Lineage: Eukaryota; Fungi; Ascomycota; Leotiomycetes; Helotiales; Sclerotiniaceae
Source: the annotation of a GenBank genome assembly